Molecule: messenger RNA, 1545 nt
Organism: Yamadazyma tenuis ATCC 10573
Lineage: Eukaryota; Fungi; Ascomycota; Pichiomycetes; Serinales; Debaryomycetaceae
Source: RefSeq, a predicted model, not a curated record
AUGGCAGCUGAAAAAACUUUAGAUGCCAUUCUGGUACACUCUUCAGUUCAAGAAAAUGAGCCCGAGAAUACUAAUAGCCUUGAUCUCAAAGAGCAGUUUGAGGUGAAAGAAGACGAAUACUCAGUCUCGAUCAAAGUCUCGGAAGAGGAGGAGGCAUACAGAAAAAGCUGGAAGUUUUUGAUCUGGGACACUUGGGGACAUCCCAACAAAGCCCAUGUAAAGGUGAUCAGAAAAGUGGAUUUGACAUUAUUGGCUUUCGCUACUGUUUCUACGUUUAUCAAGUACAUAGAUAAGUCGAACUUGACCGCCGCUUAUGUCAGUGGAAUGCAAGAGGAUCUCAAGAUAUUUGGUAAUGAGUUGAACUACGCAAAUACUGCUUACAAUAUUGCAUGUAUUCUUUGUGGUUAUCCAUUUGGGUACUUAAUGGCAAGGUUCAGCACCAGAUGGUUGAUUAUCUUUGUGGAAGUGGCAUGGAUUAUCAUCACCUUUAGUUUCUCUAGCAUCCAAACACCGCUUCAAAUGAUCGUGUUGAGGUGUUUAUUGGGUAUUUUUGAAUGUGCACAUUACCCUGCUUUGUCUUUCUUGUUGGGAACUUAUUAUACUCCUGCAGAAUUUGCCAGGAGAAAUGUGAUAUUACAGAGUGCAACAGCUCUUGGAAGUAUGUUUGCCAGUUAUAUUCAAAGUGGUGCCUACACCCAUUUAAAUGGUGUUUUGGGACGCAGUGGAUGGCGUUGGGUGUUUAUUAUUGACGGAAUCAUCAGUGUAGGAGUCUUGAUACCACAAAUUGUUUUCUUCCCAGACAUUUUGGCGAGAAACAAACCAAGCUUCGUGUUCAGUGAGGAAGACCUCCAGUACUUGAAAGAGAGAAAACCAGAAACUAAGUACCAAACCUUCCACUUUGGGUGGGAAGAUGUCAAAAAGGUGUUCACCACUUGGGAGGUUUGGGCAUUCUGGUCUUAUGGAAUGUCUCAGGACAUUGUCUCUUUGUCUAUGCCCUCAUUCAUUUUCUGGUUGAAAGCGUAUAAUGUCAAAAAGCCCGGGACUUAUUCCAUUCCACAAGUCAAUAAUUUCAACUCAAUUCUUUAUGCUGUUCAAUAUUUGGUUGCAGUCGGAACGGGCUGGUGGUCUGACACUGCGCUUAAAGGUAGAAGAUGGCCUCCUAUUGUUUUGGCUGGGGUGAUUUCGUUCGUGGUGAUGAUUCUUCUUGCUUCUACACCAGUUUACCCUGAUAACAAAGGAUUCAGAUUCUUCUUAUAUCUUAACACCUGCUGGGCUUUGGGUACGGCAGGAAUUUAUUGGGCCCAUGUUCAAGAAUACUUCAAGGAUGACAUUAGACUUCGUGCCAUAACUACUGGUGGUAUUAACAUUUACCUGUUCACGGCUGAUUCUAUUAUUAAUCCUAUUUGGUUCAAGACUCAGGAACAGCCUAACGUGAGAACUGGUCACUAUAUUUCAGCAUUCUUUGCCGUGGUGUACGCCGCUGUAGGGGGAUUAUUGGGCUGGAAGGAACAUACUCUCAGAAGGAAGAGACUCUCUAAGGUAUAG